Thamnophis elegans (Western terrestrial garter snake) is the source of this 7447-nucleotide messenger RNA. It is a transcript of the gene KDM5A, whose product is annotated as lysine demethylase 5A. Gene Ontology annotation, cellular component: nucleus. Gene Ontology annotation, molecular function: DNA binding; histone demethylase activity. Gene Ontology annotation, biological process: chromatin remodeling. Bases 781 to 5859 code for a protein of 1692 amino acids. NCBI's taxonomy places the organism in Eukaryota, Metazoa, Chordata, Lepidosauria, Squamata, Natricidae. The record is from RefSeq and is a predicted model, not a curated record. The transcript is spliced from 28 exons.
UGAGAGAGAGAGAGAAAGAAGAGCGCUCGCGCCCUGGCAAAGAUUGCACGGAAAGGGGCGGGGCACAAUCUCUUCACACAGAACCCGAAAAGUGGAGGUGGGGGGGAGAGAAACGAGCUUUCGGCACCGGAAGUUCUUGUGGUAGAACGACUCCGCCGAAAGAAAGACUUGCGCGCGCAUGCAUACAUACUCUUUCCCCCACUCCUACUCCCACACCCAUCCUCGCUCGCUCAGCGCCCUCGAGCUUCGUCGGAUGAGGCGCUAAAGCGGACAACGCCGAGCGAGAGAAGCGCUUGAGACCCAGAGAGCGGUUAAAAAAACAACAACAACAGAGCCGGGACUACAUAUAUAUGUAUAUGUCUUAUAUUUUAAAACAAGAUCGGCGGAAGGAUAUGAUUUAGUCGCUUCCGCGAGAAAGGGGAUUUAACUGAGGCGCGUCACUUCCGCUGAGCCUCUCAAGGGGAGGAAAAGGAAAAGGAGGAAAAAAAAACAUACACGCAAAGCAGCACCAAUCCUUGCGGGGGGGCGAACAAAAACAAACGUGAGGGGAGGAGAGGCCUGGACCGGCCUUGAGGGAGCCGCGGCCUCGCCUCGGAAGGACUCCGCUGCUCGUCGGCCGGGAUCGCCUUUGCUCCUCGCUGGGUACCGGGAUGUCCCUCCGCCCUCCGGUCCAUCUUUGAGCGGUUUCGCCUUUUCUUUUCCUCUCCUCCGCUCCCCGCCAGCUGAGCUUCUCGCCCGGGGUCCUGAGGCGGCGGCGGCAGGGACGACGGCGCCGCCGCCAUGUCGGGGGACGACGACGGCCUGGAUGGGCCGCACUACGUGGCGGAAUUCGUGCCUCCGCCCGAGUGCCCCGUCUUCGAGCCCAGCUGGGAGGAGUUCAGCAACCCCCUCGGCUUCAUCUGCCGCAUCCGACCCUUGGCGGAGAAAACGGGCAUCUGCAAGAUCAGGCCGCCUAAGGAUUGGCAGCCUCCUUUUGCAUGUGAUGUGCAAAACUUUCGUUUUACUCCACGGGUGCAGCGCUUGAAUGAACUGGAGGCAAUGACUAGAGUGAAGUUGGAUUUCUUAGAUCACCUAGCAAAAUUCUGGGAACUUCAAGGAUCUACACUGAAAAUUCCAGUAGUAGAAAGAAAAAUAUUAGAUCUUUAUUCACUGAGCAAGAUUGUUGCCAGCAAAGGAGGAUUUGAAAUGGUCACUAAAGAGAAGAAAUGGUCUAAAGUGGCAAGCCGGUUGGGUUAUUUACCAGGAAAAGCAACAGGUUCACUGUUGAAGUCACACUACGAACGGAUCUUAUAUCCUUAUGAACUUUUCCAGUCUGGUGUUAGCCUUAUGGGCAUCCAAAAGCCAGACUUGGAUCUUAAAGAAAAAGUGGAAGUUGAGGAAGUUGCUGUUGAUGCUCAGUCUCCUCCAAAACAGGGUGCAAGAAUGAAUGUUGUGCUGAAAAGAACCAGACGUGUGAAGUCCCAGGCAGAGGGAGGAGAGGUGAGUAGAAAUACUGAAUUGAAGAAGCUUCAGAUAUUUGGAGCAGGACCAAAGAUGAUGGGAUUGACGUUGGGGACAAAGGAAAAGGAAGAUGAUAUUCCUCGGAGACGCAAAGGUACCAGAUCUGAGGCUUUUGGUAUGCAGAUGAGGCAGCGGAAAGGGGCAUUAUCUGUCAACUUUGUUGACUUAUACGUCUGCUUGUUUUGUGGUCGGGGAAACAAUGAGGAUAAAUUGUUGCUGUGUGAUGGGUGUGAUGACAGCUACCACACUUUUUGCUUAAUACCUCCUUUGCCUGAUGUUCCAAAAGGUGACUGGAGAUGUCCCAAAUGUGUUGCUGAGGAGUGUAGCAAACCACGGGAAGCCUUUGGAUUUGAACAAGCUGUUCGAGAAUACAGCCUCCAAAGCUUUGGUGAGAUGGCAGACAACUUCAAGUCAGAUUAUUUCAAUAUGCCAGUCCAUAUGGUUCCUACAGAAUUGGUGGAGAAGGAAUUUUGGCGACUUGUGAGCAGUAUUGAAGAGGAUGUAAUUGUGGAAUAUGGAGCUGAUAUCUCAUCCAAAGAUUUUGGAAGUGGCUUUCCUGUAAAGGAUGGGAGGCACAAGAUAAUGCCAGAAGAGGAGGAAUAUGCUCUUUCUGGUUGGAAUCUUAAUAACAUGCCAGUCCUGGACCAGUCUGUCCUUGCACACAUCAAUGCUGACAUUUCUGGCAUGAAAGUGCCUUGGCUUUAUGUGGGAAUGUGCUUUUCUUCUUUCUGUUGGCACAUUGAAGAUCACUGGAGCUAUUCCAUCAAUUACCUGCAUUGGGGGGAACCAAAGACCUGGUAUGGAGUGCCUUCCCAUGCAGCAGAACAACUAGAGGAGGUUAUGCGAGAACUGGCUCCGGAGCUGUUUGAGACACAGCCUGAUCUUUUGCACCAGUUAGUCACUAUCAUGAACCCCAAUAUUCUCAUGGAACAUGGUGUGCCUGUGUACCGGACCAAUCAGUGUGCUGGUGAAUUUGUUGUGACUUUUCCCCGUGCCUAUCAUUCUGGAUUUAAUCAAGGCUACAAUUUUGCUGAAGCUGUGAACUUUUGCACUGCUGACUGGCUUCCAAUUGGACGGCAGUGCGUAAACCAUUAUCGACGCCUGAGACGUCAUUGUGUGUUCUCUCAUGAGGAACUAAUCUUCAAGAUGGCCGCAGAUCCUGAGUGUUUGGAUGUUGGGCUGGCUGCCAUGGUCUGCAAGGAAAUGACUCUCAUGACAGAAGAGGAGGCACGCUUAAGGGAGUGUGUUAUGCAGAUGGGAGUGCUGAUGUCAGAGGAGGAAGUGUUUGAGCUGGUUCCAGAUGAUGAGCGGCAGUGUGCAGCCUGCAGGACCACCUGUUUCUUGUCUGCCCUUACAUGUUCCUGUAAUCCCGAGCGACUUGUUUGCUUGUAUCAUCCAAAUGAUCUGUGUUCAUGCCCUAUGCAGAAGAAGUGUCUAAGAUAUCGAUACCCACUGGAAGACUUCCCUUCUUUGCUAUACGGAGUGAAAGUCAGAGCACAAUCUUAUGACACUUGGGUCAGCAGGGUGACAGAUGCACUUUCUGCCAAUCUCAAUCACAAAAAAGAUGUGAUUGAGCUGAAAGUAAUGUUAGAAGAUGCUGAAGACAGGAAAUAUCCAGAGAAUGAUCUCUUCCGUAAGCUGAGGGAUGCUGUGAAGGAGGCAGAGACUUGUGCUUCAGUAGCCCAGCUACUUUUGAGCAAAAAACAAAAGCACAGACUGAAUUCAGACAGUGGGAGGACACGGACUAAAUUGACUGUAGAAGAACUGAAGGCUUUUGUUCAACAGUUGUUCAGUCUUCCGUGUGUCAUCACUCAGGCACGACAAGUAAAGAACCUGCUGGAUGAUGUUGAAGAGUUUCACGAGCGUGCCCAAGAGGCCAUGAUGGAUGAGGUCCCAGACUCAUCCAAGCUGCAGCUGCUGCUAGACAUGGGCUCCGGGCUCUAUGUGGAACUUCCAGAAUUACCUCGUCUGAAGCAAGAGCUACAACAGGCACGUUGGCUGGAUGAAGUGCGGGUGACUCUUUCAGACCCACAGAGAGUCACUUUGGAUUUGAUGAAGAAACUGAUAGACUCAGGGGUGGGCCUAGCACCACACCAUGCAGUGGAGAAAGCCAUGGCUGAAUUGCAGGAGGUGCUUACAGUUUCAGAGAGGUGGGAGGAAAAAGCCAAAGUCUGCCUUCAAGCAAGACCUCGACAAAGUAUUGCCGCCCUGGAAAGUAUUGUGAAUGAAGCAAAGAAUAUUCCAGCUUACCUGCCCAAUAUUCUGGCAUUGAGAGAAGCCUUGCAGCGUGCUCGAGAUUGGACAGCCAAAGUGGAGGCCAUUCAAAAUGGAAGUAAUUAUGCGUAUCUAGAGCAACUUGAGAAUCUUUCUGCAAAAGGUCGCCUGAUUCCUGUCCGUCUUGAUGCCCUGCCCCAAGUUGACUCCCAGGUAGCAGCAGCCCGUGCAUGGAGGGAACGCACAGGCCGAACUUUUCUGAAGAAGAAUUCAAGCUACACACUUUUACAGGUUCUUAGCCCUCGAACUGACAUUGGUGUAUAUGGAAGCAGUAAGAACAGACGAAAAAGAGUAAAGGAGCUGAUAGAAAAGGAGAAGGAAAAAGAUCUUGACAUGGAAUCCUUGAGUGAAUUAGAAGAUGGAGUAGAAGAAUACAGGGACACUGCAGCUGUGGUGGCUGUCUUCAAAGACCGGGAGCAGAAAGAGGUGGAAGCCAUGCACGCCCUCAGGGAGGCCAACCUGGCCAAGAUGACGAUGGUGGAUCGCAUUGAAGAAAUCAAGUUCUGCAUCUGCCGCAAGACGGCCAGUGGAUUCAUGCUACAAUGUGAACUCUGCAAAGACUGGUUUCAUAGCACUUGUGUGACCCUUCCCAAAACGAGCUCCCAAAAGAAGGGCUCCAGCUGGCCUGCCAAAGAAGUCAAGUUCUUGUGCCCGCUUUGCAUGCGAUCUCGAAGGCCUCGUCUUGAGACUAUUUUAUCCCUACUAGUGUCCUUGCAAAAACUCCCGGUACGGUUGCCAGAGGGGGAAGCAUUGCAGUGCCUGACAGAGCGAGCUAUGAGCUGGCAAGACCGAGCACGGCAAGCCCUGGCCACUGAUGAACUAUCUUCUGCAUUGGCCAAACUUUCUGUAUUGAGCCAGCGUAUGGUAGAACAGGCAGCACGUGAGAAAACAGAGAAGAUAAUCAGCGCAGAGCUCCAGAAGGCAGCUGCCAAUCCUGAUUUACAGGGUCAUUUGACUAGUUUUCAGCAGUCUGGGUUUAAUCGGGCUACGAGUAGUGUAUCCUCAUCUCCUCGACAGACUAUUGAUUAUGAUGACGAGGAGACGGAUUCAGAUGAAGACAUUAGGGAAGCAUAUGGCUAUGAUAUAAAGGACAAUGCCAGUGUAAAGUCUUCUAGCAGUCUGGAGCCUAACCUCUUCUGUGAUGAAGAAAUUCCAAUCAAAUCUGAAGAAGUAGUAACACAUAUGUGGACGGCUCCCUCUUUCUGUGCUGAACAUGCAUAUUCAUCAGCUUCAAAAAGCUGUUCUCAAGGUUCCAAUACCCCAAGAAAGCAACCCCGUAAAAGCCCUCUAGUUCCUCGCAGUUUAGAACCUCCUGUGCUUGAACUCUCUUCUGGAGCCAAAUCACAGCUAGAAGAUCUAAUGAUGAUAGGAGAUAUCUUAGAAGUAUCUCUUGAUGAAACCCAGCACAUCUGGCGGAUUUUGCAGGCCACACAUCCACCCUCUGAAGAUAGAUUUCUUCAUAUCAUGGAGGAUGAGAGCAUGGACGAGAAGCCAUUAAAAACCCGGGGAAGAGAUGCCUCGGAGAGAAAAAGGAAGCGCAAACUAGAGAAAGCAGAGCAGUUCUUUGGCGACCUGAAGCAGAAGUCUAAAGAGCUGAAGAAGUUGGAGAAACCAAAGAAAAAGAAGCUAAAACUAACAAUGGACAAGACAAAGGAGCUGAACAAGCUGGCCAAAAAGCUGGCUAAAGAAGAAGAACGAAAGAAGAAGCGUGAGAAAGUAGCGGCAACGAAGGUGGAGUUGGUGAAAGAUUGCACUGAAAAAAAGAGGGAGAAGAAGGUUUUGGACAUCCCUUCCAAGUACGACUGGUCAGGAGCAGAAGAGUCGGAUGAUGAAAAUGCAGUGUGUGCUGCACAAAACUGUCAGAGGCCGUGCAAGGACAAGGUAGACUGGGUGCAGUGCGAUGGGGGCUGUGAUGAAUGGUUUCAUCAAGUUUGUGUUGGUGUCUCGCCAGAAAUGGCAGAGAGCGAAGAUUAUAUCUGUAUUAACUGUGCAAAGAAACAGAAGCAAGGAAGAGGCAGUCCAACACCACCUCACUUCCUGCUGAGCUACAAGCUACCCAUGGAAGACCUCAAGAAGACAAGUUAGCAGCUACUUGGUCUUGAUGGGACUUGAAAGAAAUGGAACAUUAAGAAGGUGUGAAGCUAACGCACACUUCCGGCAGACAUACAGCCCUAUAGUGGAGCUGGCCAUACGCAGCUGGCUUCCAUUACAAGAAGCGGAUGUCACAAGCAAUGGGGUACUGGCCCAGCUAUGCAGAUAUCAUCUUGUUCGAAGGCCCAGUCAGUAUUUUUACUCCCUUGUUUCUACGGAAGGCUUGAGUGUAGCUGCUGCCUUUAGACUAAGCAGAUGUGAGGCCCAUGGAUAUAUAUGUAUGUGUGUAUGUAUGUGCAUAUAUAUAUAUACACAUAUAUAUAUAUAUUGCCUCGACAGUUUAAAUUGAGAGCACUCUGGAGAAUCUUGAGCCCUCUGAGCUGCCCCAUAACGGCAUGUUGGUUGAGAGGAGAUGGUUUUUCCUUCAGCCUGUUCAGGUCAUUGAGGCAACGUUACGGAACCUGCUUUAAACACACCAAGAAGAUAGAAAACUCCUGUCUCUUCUGCUCUUAGAAGCAGAAGAACUGUAGAUCUCAAAAACAUUGGCUUCGUAUUUACUCCAAAGAAAUUUGGAUCAUAGUCCUUCUUGGGGAAAGCUCACUUAUGAAUGAAUUUGGAGCUAAGGCAUGUUACCUUGGCAAAGCACUCCUUCCUGCUUUGGUAGCUCUUUUUCUCUUGUCUUAAGCUUUACCAACACACUGUCACUAAAUUGUUUAAAGCAAGUGCAGCUGGUCAUGGAUAUCAUGAGUGCAUGAGAUUUUUCUAACGGGUUGCAAGCAGCCCAGCUUUUUUCUUGAUUCUGCACUGAUAUGUCUUCUGUGAAAAUCUUAAGUCACAGUAUUCCCAGCAUCAUCAAGUUAGUUUUGCAGUACCAGUAGGCUGUCCAUAAGAUGCGGUUUGCUUCCUCACCUUUAGUUGUUGAUGAAUUUAAAGGCCUUCACUUGGCCACAAAUCCACUUUAACUUCCCUGCCCCUCUGUUUUCUGGAAGAUAGGUGGCUGAGGAAGGGGUGGGGUGGGGGGGUAGUAUUCCCAAAUAACAAUUGUUUUAGUAAACCCAUUUUUUUAAGGACUGGUUUUUACUUUUUUCUAUGUCUCGGACUACUGACUUGUUCUACAAAAUAAAUAGAUUAUUUUUCUUUGUUUUUAUACUUACCACGGUUACCAGCAGCACAGAAAGAAAGAAAGAAAGAGGCUCACUAAACAAAAACCUGCCUGCAGGCUUGGGUUUUUUUACUUCAUUCCUUCCUUGUAGUACAAGGAACUUAGCAGUUACUCCCCACAUCCUUGUUCCCCCUGCUACCUGUGUUUUAAAUAGGUAAAAAAAAGAAAAGAAAUCAUGUGCUACUUUCCUAUUGGGGUAUGUUUGGUUAGCAAGGCGUCUUCGUCCUUGCUGUGUUCCAGUUUAUGCUGGGUUUUCUGUAAGUAAAUGGCUGAAAAUAGCCAUAGUGGUGUCUCCCCACCCCCAUUUAUCUAUUGUGUUUCCAUUCUUCUACAGCUCUAGAUGUGUUGUAACUAUAGCGUCCAGUCUUCUUAGCUGCAAGGGUUGGGAUUUUCUAAAAUAUAAAAAUGGUAGUGUUCUGC